AUGGAGAUCAACUCAACAACUUUGGUUAAUCUUAACCUCUCAUCAAACUCAAUCUCCGGUUCCUUGAUGCCAUCAUUAAGAAAUUGUCUAUUUGUUGAUCUUAGCAGAAAUCUUCUAUCUGAUGACAUGUUUGUUGUGAAAAAUUGCGACCACAAUCUGGAAGCUUUAGACUUGAGCUCCAGUGGAUUGAGGGGAAGCCUUCCUACUAUUCCCCCUAUGGAGUCUCUAGACCUUUCAAAUAAUGCCUUAACUGGCGAACUAUCAUCGAAUAUUGGUAACUGGGGGAGGCUUAAGUUGCUUAAUCUUUCAAAUAAUAAUUUGUCUGGACAGAUCUGA
Striga asiatica is the source of this 336-nucleotide messenger RNA. The record is from the annotation of a GenBank genome assembly. NCBI's taxonomy places the organism in Eukaryota, Viridiplantae, Streptophyta, Magnoliopsida, Lamiales, Orobanchaceae.